This is a messenger RNA of Heterobilharzia americana, 1657 nucleotides long. The record is from the annotation of a GenBank genome assembly. Lineage: Eukaryota; Metazoa; Platyhelminthes; Trematoda; Strigeidida; Schistosomatidae.
AGUGAACCGCGAAAUUUGAUGUUGCAAUCACAUCAUGAUGAAUGUCCUAGUUUCUCCUAUUCUCGUACGCCAUACAUCUGCAUAUUGCGCUCACUGGCGUCUUUAUUCUCAAGCUGUCGAUAAGACGCUUUUGUAUAAGUUGCGCAAAGCUACUGGUUAUACUUUUUCGGCCUGCAAAGAAGCUCUCAUCAAACAUGAGAAUGACCUCGACAAGGCUAAGGAAUGGCUUGCAGCAGAAGCUGUCAAAAGAGGUUGGGAUAAAGCUGGUAAACUGUCUGGACGGUCGAUGAAUGAGGGUCUUUUGGGACUACUUGGCACCCGAAACCGUGCCGUUAUUGUUGAAGUCAAUUGUGAAACCGAUUUCGUUGCGCGAAACAAUUCUUUCCAGUCGUUAGUUGCCACAGCCGCAGAGACUGUGAUGCAUCAUUAUACUGAGCCUACCCGGAUCUCUUUGGCUUCUGACCGCCUCAAUAUGUUGGUUACCUCUAACAACUCCACUCUUCAAGACAUAGUGGCUGCUGCCAUAGGAUCUAUUGGCGAAAGUAUUAGGCUAAGAAGAGCUGUAGGAAUUUGUGUUCCUGAUAAUUCAAAAUCAAGUCGUUUGGCCAUUUAUUCUCAUGUGAGCACAGAAGGUAUAGUGCAAGGAAUAAGGGAAGUUCGUUUUGGAAAAUACGCCGCUGUUAUUCGGUACAGACCAUUGAAUAACAAGCCCGCCAAUGAUGCUUGGCAUGAACGAGCUGCUCGUUUGGGUAGACAAGUAUGCCAACAUAUUGUUGGUAUGAAUCCAAAUCCCGACUUGGAACAUGUUGAACACCCAACUCCAGAUUCAGGAGAAGAGAAAUGUCUUCUUUUACAACCUUUCUUAUUGGAUGAAACUAUUAGUGUAGGAGAACAUUUGUUAAGGAAUGAAAUGGUGCUUGAAGAUUUUGUUCGUGUUGAAUGUGGAGAAAAUGAUCGAGAUAUUUCAUCAAGUGAAAGUCAGGCAACAACUGUACAACCAUCUUAGACAUGUAUAUGUAUACUGAAUGGUAUGGUAAUCUUCACAUAAAUUGACUAUCACGAUUCACUUACUUAUUUUGUUAUUGUACAGAAUUGGCCAAUAUUGACAUUAAUGUAUAUUCUUUGAAUAUCUUUGAGGCAUUUGGUGAUAUAGUCUCAGGCGUUUGCUCAUGUACACACACUAACAUUGUCCUCGUCAUAUACGUUUUUAGUUUUCUUUCCCCUCACUAUUAAACGUAUUUAGUUUAACCUUCAAACCGAGCUAUAUUGUUCUUCUAAAGUUUUUUUUGUAUGUGUGUGUUCAUAUUGUUCACUUCUUGUCAUACUUGUGUGUUACUCUUUUGUUUUUUUUUCCGUGAAUAUUUUACGUUCACUGUACGUAGGAUAUGGGUUAAAUAUAUAAAAAAGGCUGCACUACUUUUUUAAAGAAGAUUUUUAUGCGUGUGUGUUAGUGUGGUCUUUAGCCUUUAUGUGACAUUAACUUCAAAAAAUGGACUAUACUCUUUUCACACCAUAACUAAUUGUCAAUGUGGAUUCUCUUCGAAAUUUUUGUUCGAAUAACGUUCUAGAGUUUUGAUUUUAAAGUAAUAAGGUUUCUGAAAAUUCCUCUACUUUGUAAGUAAAUGGGAUCAGCUUUAAUGCAUGUAUUAUUACUAUU